Engraulis encrasicolus (European anchovy) is the source of this 6577-nucleotide messenger RNA. It is a transcript of the gene apaf1, whose product is annotated as apoptotic peptidase activating factor 1. Lineage: Eukaryota; Metazoa; Chordata; Actinopteri; Clupeiformes; Engraulidae. Gene Ontology annotation, cellular component: apoptosome. The record is from RefSeq and is a predicted model, not a curated record. Gene Ontology annotation, molecular function: protein binding; ADP binding. Gene Ontology annotation, biological process: regulation of apoptotic process; apoptotic signaling pathway. Bases 44 to 3949 code for a protein of 1301 amino acids. The transcript is spliced from 28 exons.
GCAACAAGACCCUGCAUGCUCUACUGUGCUCCUCGCCGCAAGGAUGGAGGAGCGAGCCCGAAGUUGUCUCCUACGCUCUCGGCCAAACCUGGAGUCGGAUAUCAAAGCAGCCUAUCUGAUGGACCAUAUGAUCACUGAUGGGGUGCUCACCAAUGACGAGGAGGAGAGGGUUCUGCAAAAGACCACUCGUAAGGAGCAGGCGGCCGCCCUGCUGGAGGUGCUCCUGCGUAAGGACAACCGGGCCUAUAUCUCCUUCUACAACGCCCUGGUGCGGGAGAGCUAUGGGGACCUGGCCAGCCUCCUGCACCCAGACCUGCCCAUGGGCUCACCCGAGGCAGAGAAGAGCUUCUCCAACGGGGGAACACCUCUGGUCCAGGUGGUUCUGAGCGAGGGGGGCGUUCCCCAGAGGCCCAUGGUGUUUGUGAGUCGCCCGGCGCUGCUGAACCAGGUGAGGGCCAAGCUCUACCAGCUGCAGGGGGGCCCCGGCUGGGUCACCGUCUACGGCAUGGCCGGCUCUGGCAAGUCCGUCCUGGCCGCCGAGGCCGUGCGCGACCACGCACUCAUCACGGAGUGUUUCCCUGACGGUGUGCAGUGGGUCUCCGUGGGCCAGAUGGAGCGUUCAGACCUGCUGGUGCGCAUGCAGUCGCUGUGCUUCCGUCUGGAGCAGAGCCAGAGUCCCGAGAGCUGCCAUCGGCCCCCGUGCUCCAUGGAGGAGGCCAAGGAGAGACUACGCUUCCUCAUGAUACGCCGCUUCCCCAGGUCCCUGCUAAUCCUGGAUGACAUCUGGGACAGUUCAGUGCUGAAGGCCUUUGACAUCCAGUGCAGAGUGCUGCUCACCACCCGCGACAGAAGCCUAGCAGACUCCGUCAGCGGUGCUCGUCAUGAGGUGGCUGUGGAGAGUGGGUUGGAGGAGGAUAAGGCUCUGGAGGUGCUGGCUCUCUAUGUCAACAGUAGCACCAGGAAACUGCCAGAGCAGGCACGCAGCAUCGUCAAGGAGUGCAAAGGCUCCCCUCUCGUCGUGUCCCUGAUUGGCGCUUUGCUUCGUGAGUUCCCCGACCGCUGGGACUACUACCUGCGUCAGCUGCAGAGGAAGCAGUUCAAGCGCAUCAGGAAGUCCUCGUCCUACGACUACGAGGCCUUGGACCAGGCCAUGGCGGCCAGCCUGCAGGUGCUGAGCGAAGAGCACCGAGAACUUUACACAGACCUGACCGUACUGGAGAAGGACGUCAAAGUACCUGCCAAGGUGUUGUCCAUCCUGUGGGAUCUGGAGCUGGAGGAUGUGGAGGACGUGCUGCAGGAGUUUGUCAACAAGUCUCUGCUGUUUCGAGACUGUAACCAGAGGCCCUACCUCUACUACCUGCACGACCUGCAGCUCGACUUCCUCGCAGAACUCAACCGAACACGCCUCACUGAUCUCCACUCUAAGGUGGUGAAGCAGUACCAGCAGCACUACAAGGCGGGGCCUCCUGUCUCCGGGGAUACCGAGAGCCUCUAUUGGCUACGCUUCCUCACCUAUCACAUGGCCAAGGCUGAACUGUCAAAGGAGCUGUAUACUCUGAUGUUCUCUCUGGACUGGGUCAGCACUAAAGCCAGGCUCAUGGGGCCAGCCCACCUCAUCAAUGACUACGUGGAGUAUGCAGACAUGCUGGACAAAGAGAACGGCGAGGUGCGUGGCCAGUUCCAGGAGUUCCUGUCGCUGAGUGGCCACCAGCUGGAGCAGAGGCCCUUCCCCGACGUGGUGCAGCUGGCCCUCUCCCAGCCACACGACUCCGAGGUCUACCGCCAGGCCAGCCAGCACGCACAGCACCGCACACACAAGGGGGCGCUAUACUUAAACUGGCUCAAUAAGAACAGCCUGGAGAGCUUGUCUCGGCUGGUGCUGCAGCCUCAUCAGGGGGUGGUCUACUACUCCUGCUUCUCCCACGACGGCACCAAGAUCGCCUCCUGUGGGGCCAGCAGGAAAGUGCGGGUGUUUAAGAGCACUAGUGGUGAGAAGCUGUUGGAGCUGGCGGUGGAUGAUGACGAGGUGUUGUGCUGUGCCUUCUCCCCUGAUGACCAUCUCAUCGCCACCUGCUCUGCUGACCGCAAGAUCAAGGUAUGGAAUGCGGAGCGCGGCAGUCUGAUCAGGACGUUUGACAUGGAGUACGAGGAGCAAAUCAACCACUGCCAGUUCACCAACACCAGACACCGCCUCCUGCUGGCCACCUGCUCCAAUGACAAGUUCAUGAACACCAAGCUGUGGAACCUGAACAAGGCGUCGUCCCAAAACACCAUGUUUGGCCACACGGACGCCGUUAACCACUGCUGCUUCUCCCCAGACGAUAAAUACCUGGCAACCUCCUCUAGUGAUGGGACUCUCAAGAUGUUUGAGGUGACGUCGGCUAACGAGUGGAAGAGUAUCGACGUGUGUGAGCAGUUUGGGGAGGCGGAGCAGGAGGCUGGUGUCAUGGUAACCUGCAGCACCUGGUCAGCUGACGGCACACGCAUCAUCUGCGCAGCCAAGAACGCAGUGUUUGUGUUUGAUGUGGCCAGUACAGAGCUGUUGUGUGAGAUCCGCACGAGUCGCCACAGCACGGUGCAGUUCUGUCACGCCUGCCCCAACAGCCAGCUCCUCGCCAUCGCUCUCUCACACUACGCAGUGGAGCUAUGGAACUUUGAGUCUAAUAAGAAGGUAGCGGACUGCACAGGGCAUCUGAGCUGGGUGCGCUGCGUUCAGUUCUCCCCCGAUGGCAAGCAACUCCUCUCCUGCUCCGACGACCAGACCAUCAGGCUCUGGGAGACGGAGAAAGUUCACACCUCCUCUGCGGCGUCCCUGAAGAGGGACUCUGACGUGCUAUUCGCCGACAACGGUGACGUCACCGUGGUUGCCGCCGACAACCGUAACUGCCUACAGGUGCGUAGUGGGCCCACUGGUGCGUUGGUGUUCGAGUCGGAGAAGCAGGAGGCCAGAAUCCGCUGCAGCUGCAUCAACACACACACACCUGCUGUGGCCAUGGGCAGAGAGGACGGGGCAGUCAAGGUAGAGAGCCUGAGUCAGGCCCUAUGGAGGAUGGGCCGGAGGGCUCUACACGUUCUGAACCCACACAGGUGCUUGGUGCUGGCACUAGGGCUAGAUACAGGCACAGUACAGGUGCUGGAGGUUCCCUCAGGAGCCCCUCUGGCCACUCUGCUGGGCCACACGCGCACCGUCUUCCACUGCUGCUUCACCCCGGACGGAGAGCACCUGGUCACCUCCUCCGAGGAUACCACUAUCAGGGUGUGGAGGUGGAGAACAGGGGAGUGCGUGGUCCUCCAGGGACACACAGAGUCGGUCAGGAAGUUUGCUCUUCUUCCCCCUCCGCCCUCAUCAUCGUCUUCCUCACAUCUGCUCUCCUGGUCAUUCGAUGGAACUGUCAAGGUGUGGGACAUGGUCUCGGGUUCGAAGCUUCAAGAUGUGCCCGCCCACACCGGCGCCAUCCUGUCAUGUGACCUGUCCUCAGACGGACUGCGAGCCGCCACCACAUCCACAGACCAGAACGCCAAGGUGUGGAGCUGCGAGUCCUGGGAGCUGCUCUUCACCCUGAACGGACACAAGGACUGCGUACGCAGCUGCCGCUUCUCCCACGACAACCGGCGCCUAGCAACCGGUGACGACGAAGGAGAGAUCAGACUUUGGAGCAUGCUGGAUGGAACGCUGCUGAAGGUGUGUUCCUGUGGCAACAAGGAUGCUAUGGACUCUCUGCAUGGAGGCUGGGUGACAGAUCUGCACUUCUCACCCGACAACAAGGUCCUGGUGUCCACUGGAGGAUACAUCAAGUGGUGGAACGUGGAUCGGGGCGAGGCUCUGCAGACCUUCUACCCCACCGGUGCUAACCUGAAGAAGCUGCACGUGUCUCCAGACUUCUCCACCUUCAUCACCAUCGACAGCAUAGGUGUCCUCUACAUCCUCAAGAAGGUGGAGGCCGACUGACAUUCUAGAAUGCUCACCAUGGCAACCCCAUUGUUAUAAACGUUCUUGAAGCUGUCGGAAUGAGAGAAGGUUUGACUGGAGUGCUCCAUCAUGGAAUCAUAUGUGUUGUUGUGUCAUGACAACGGGAUUCAGGAAGAGGUUCCAGAACACUCACCAUUAGAAUCCUGGAGUGGAGACUACGCUUCCGGAAUGCUCAGCAGUCAACGGCACUGGAGUCUUCCAGGUCCCAAAGAAGGUGGAUGGGAUUUUUGUUGUUGUUGUUGUUGUUGUUGUUGGUACCAUGCACAGAAGUACUGUGAUGGCAAUCACCAAAAGCAAUCAUAAAGAAAAAUAAAUCUUGAUAAUCAAAAGUGAUGAAAGCGUUUGAGAUUUGGCCCUCAUGCUGUGGUUAGUCUUUUAGAAUUUUUUGAGGGGCUUUGUAGAGAAUCCUGUGGGUGCUGUUUUUUUUAGCAUUUUUAAAAAUACAUAUUUCUAAUCAUUUCUAUUUGGAUGAAAUCUUGUGAUUAAAUGUGCUCUGCCUUAUUGCAGCCGUGAGGUUUACACAGGACUGGUGGGCUUUUAUUUGGUGAGGGAAAUCUGGGACCGUUUAUGGAUAACACUUCAUUUGAUGUUGUCAUUGUUGCAUUGUAUAUAUGUAGUGGUUCAACCUGUGUAUCUUUGUAAUAGCAUGUUUUAGCAUUGAUAUGUGGUGAAACUGCAUUAGAACCACAUUGCAGAAGAAACUUUAGCAUUAUAACAGUGUAACUACAUUGUAACAGUGACAACUUAAAAUGACGUGUUGUCCAGUCCCCUUGCUUUACUGUGUACCAAUGCCAGCACACCAUAUGUCAGAUGUCCUACAUUUAAAAAAAAAAAAUGCACGACCAGGUCUUUUUUUAUUAUUUCAUUUUCCGUUUAAAUUGCUGUUUUUCACUUUGGCAACAGAAGGCAGCCUUUUUUUGGGCUUUGCUAUGGCCUUAAUUUCCAAAAAUAGUUUAUCCCCAUUCUAGAGGAGAUUCUCUCUUCUUUUGUACUCUCUGUCCUGUGGAGUGUGUGUGCGUGCGUGCGUGCAUUUGUGUCUUUAUGAAAUAAACUCUGUUAUAAUCUAUGGCUAAUAUAGUGCAUGACCCUAUUGCGCCCUGAUGUGCGCUUGCAAUCGCUCGCUAUUAACGCUUGCUGAUUCUGCACAAACCAGUCAUUUUUUAUCAACUUGAAAAAAAAUCCACACACCUGGAAAAUUCUGUUACCUGUACAUCUGUUUACAUCUAUGAGCAAACCAAGUAAAUGCUGUUGUUGGUGUCCUGUUUUUCUUGCCGUACAUACACGUGUGAGAACAAACAAACACGUAUCAGGUUUCUUCUGAGUCUUUAUCUCAGACUUUCUUAUCUUUAUCUGUGCCUGUAUGAUCCUGCACCAGCUGGAAGUCAUUUUUACCUGUGCACGACUGUUAGCACACCACAGCCAAAAAUAUAGACUGCUAUCCCAACGUAGGCUACAAUCACAGUUGUGGAUGCAUGCAAUCUCAUGCACUGGGCAUCUAUAUUGCUAACCUGUCUCGUUCCGCCAAGCCAUAGCCUGAGCCUUAUCGGACAAGCAUGCAUGCAAUGUCUUGCAAAGUGUGACACUUCUUGUGAUAUCUCGUCCAGUUGACCACCACUUUUACAGUCGACUGUUAAGUGCACUUGUUGUCCAGUGAUGGGCAACCUGGAUUCGUUAGUUACAAUCCAGUACCACGUAGUCCAAAUGACCUGCCAGUCACCUGGUUUAAUGGGAUUAAAUGAACAAGGCAAAUUUCUAUUUGAGAUGAAAAAUGAUUGGGACCAUGCAUAUUGAUGAAGAUGUGUAUAUGAAAGGUAAAUCUCAGAUAAAUUGGAACAUGUGACACUGACUGGACUGUAAACUGAUGAAUAAAGGUUGCACAUCAUCACUGUUCUUGUCUUGACCAGACGGUUCUUGGUUGCCUUGCAAUCGCCCGCAAUUUAGCCUGGUUCUCACAGACGGUGCGUGUGUGUACACAAACUACCGUCUGGUAGCACUGCCAUUAACACGCUCUUCUCGAGUCAGAAAAUAAAUGGUGCAUUUAUUGCAACUCACCACCAACAAAUUCCUCCAAAAACGUUCCGUCAUCUCUGAAGAGUCAAUAUAGGCUAGAAUCUGUCCUGUGACUCAUCAAUGCGAGCUGCUGUUGAUUUUUAAGCAAUAAAUGCUCAGUUUAUUUUCUAGCCGAGAAGAGCAUGCUAAUGGCAGCGCUUCCAGACGGUAGUGUGUUCCGGUCCAACGGACUGUGGAGCUACACACACGCACCGUAGGUGAGAACCAGGCUAUUAGCAAUAGGAAAUAGUCAGGAAUCGCAGCUCUCAUGGGGCUAGCGGGGUUAAUCAAAGAGCAGUCAGGGUACAGCCAUCUUGGUUUGUUUUUCAAUGGGCUCGAUCGUGAUGAAGCAGUGCUGCUUUUGCUAGGCAGCGUGCAUACGCACUAACCAGAAUGCAUCAAACUGGCAAAGUGAGCAGCACUGCUUCAUCACGAACGGGCCCAAUGAUAAUUAUGAAAAAAUACUACUUUAUACAUGUAUGUGUCACUGGUUGUAUGGUGUUUUGCAUGAUGCACAUAAUUUAUAUCAACACGUUGAAAUAAAACUGUGAAUCCCUA